Molecule: messenger RNA, 1848 nt
Organism: Schistosoma intercalatum
Lineage: Eukaryota; Metazoa; Platyhelminthes; Trematoda; Strigeidida; Schistosomatidae
Source: the annotation of a GenBank genome assembly
AUGCUAUCGCGAAAGACAGAGGAAAUUCAUAUUGAUGAAUAUAUCAAAAAGCUUGCACUGGACAAUUCUGUCGUCACAAGCAAAGAUGAUAAUAAUUCAUCUGUUUCCAAGGUCAAAACAACUUUACCUGUAGCUCCUCACUCUUGCAUUCCUACUCACAAUACGCCUAAUCGUGGUGGUAAGUUCUCAAAUCAAAUCUCUGGUGUAUUUUCAACUGAACAAAUGUGUGAGAACCCAUCGCAUUUACUUGAUUUUCCGGAGGUUGGAUAUCUGAAUACUGCAAACUCAUUUUCUCCAGCCACUUCUUUAGCUAAACCCUCAUGGUUAGUGAAUCUCUCUUCCCUACCACCAAUUUAUGGCGAUGCCAUUCGUGCCGCUACAACAAGUUAUGGUCUCGACAGUUCAAUAAUUUACGAGAUAUUCCGCUCGUCCAAUUUGAGCACAGAAGCAUUGUAUCAUAUUUGGUCACUUACAAGCUGCACCCAACCUGGUUGGUUUACACCGACUGAGUUAGUGACUGCCUUAGCUUUAAUCGGCCUGGCACAACGUAAGCAAUGGGAAUUCCAAUCAUGUUCUCUUUCCGAAACUAUUACUAUCCAAUCACUUUACGGACAAAUAUGUCCACCUGUCCCUAUGAUACAAAUUCCUAACUCCAGUAGGCCGUCUAAUUCUACAGAUAUGAUUUCUGGGCCGGAGGUAGUUACUCAUGGAAAUCCCCCAACUAGUUUUCGAGAUCCAGUAAUCUCAAGAUGUUCAAAGUUUCCCUUCCAACCUCCCGUCGUAGCAUUUUCUGCAUUUUCCAAUCGAUUGGAUAACGAUUCUUGUCACCAGUCUAUUCAGUCAUCUACAGAUUCUGGCACAUUAAAUAAUUCUGUUUACAAGACACCAGAUCCCUUCAUGCAUUUCGUUUCAUCAGGAACCUUAUCUAUAAAUGACCCCGAGUGGUCUGAUUUUGCUUCUUUUAAUACUUCUGUUAAGCAAUCAAAGCAUAAUAGUAAUAAUAUCCCGAAAGUCUCUACAGAAGUUGGUAUUAAUGGCCAGAAAAAGUCAGUCACGAGCUCUCACAACUCCCUAUUUGAUGAAGAGUUUGGAAAUUUUCAAACUAGUUAUUCCGUUAAUGUAUCAAAACCGACUGAAAUUCUUGAUAAGCUUCCUCAUUCGAAUUCAGUAACUACAGCGAAUAAUAAUAAUCUUUUAAAAUUACCAAUACAGAAAGGUGCUUAUAAUGAUGUACAGAAUAAAAUGAAUUCUUCAGAAUCUUUAUAUGAACAAUGGCUUCAUUGUUUGACUGAUUGCUUGAAAGUAUUCAAUGAUUCAUUGUUAGUUUUAUCUUCUCUUAAAAGUAUGGAAGAUCAAUUUGAAUUUGCAGAAAGUGAAGAAGGAUGUAAUUUCUUAUUGGAUGCCACUGAAAUUUAUUUGAUGACUAGACGAAUUAGCAUUUCAGCCAAGAACUACAAUGUAAUUGAUUCAUCUAUGCAUCAACUGUUUUCGGAUAUUGAAAAUUCAUUUCGUAAAUUAUCAUCGUAUGCUGUUGUAACUGAUCUAAAGAAUAAAAUUGGUCAGGCUUUUAAUUUUGUUUCAACAUCAGAAAAUGAAUUCGUUAUUCAAGACUUCAUUAAUUCAACCACGUCCUCAUAUUGCGGAGUUUGUCUUUCAUCGAUCAGCUUGACUAAUGACCUGUGUGUUAAUAAUCAUUGCAAUGAAUCAUCCAGUUUUUCUCAACACCAACAAACUAACUAUCAUUUAGUUUAUAUUAAUCUAGCUGGUCGUUGCUAUCAUAUAUCAUGUGCUAAUUUCUGGAUGAAUCGUAUCAAUCCAUGUUUACCCGCUCUUAAAAUCCCAUUGUAA